ACGUUCCUAUAGAUGUUUCUCACUUCCAUCUUUUUACGUCUACUUCGAUAUCCUGUGUUUAAUCGAUACAAGCAAAUAUUAUUAUCGAUCGUGUUUCUACACGGUAUCGAAUCUCGAUCGCGAAUAAAGUGAAAGUUUAUUUUCUAACCUGUCGUGCUAGAAAAUCCGAAGUAUUGACGCUGUUAUUCGACAACCUGUAGGAGUUUCCAACUGCCAAAACGUGUUUACAUGUCUUCGACAAGUGAUCAAAUUCAGAAUAAAUUCACAGAUCGUGCAUCGAUCUAAACACAGUGACAUCUCGCGGACUAAAAGUGUAAUAGAAGAGAAGAAUAGUUUUCUGAUUGGACGUCGAUAUUGGAUAGUAUUGGAUAGUAUCGUCAUGGCGGUGGCGGGAAGCUAAUAGAGAAUAUAUUCGUCAUGGAAUUGGACGACACUGAGCAUACUCUGCAUGCUUAAGAGGAUAGGAUGAACGUGUUGGUAAGUAUCCUGGACAUCCGUCGUGUGAACCAGAAGCGGAGAAGCAGUUGUUGGAGAAGAAGUUGCUGGUAGCAGCCAUAGCAGAGGAAAGUCCGUGGAGUGUACAGAUCGAGGAGGCAAGUGAAAUCACGACGUCUUGUCCGGAGGGUACGUGCUUGGGCGACGAGGGGCGGCAACUGGCCGAUGGGAUGCAUCUACCGGUGGGUUCCGUGGGUUGCGGGGAGAAUUACGCCACCGUUGGAUCCCACGAAGGCGCCGGUCCGUGCGGCCCCUCACUGGCGCCUCUUCAGGGGGUAAACACCAGGUACCAGCAGGCCGACGACGCCGACGCCGGGGGAGGUGGUGGCGAAAUGAGCGAGGGUGCCGCCGUCGGCGAGCUUUGGUGGACCGAAAGACUCGUCGGCGAGGCACAAGCUGAACAUCCUGGUGAAUUGGUUCGAACAGGAUCACCAUAUUUUCUCUGCAGUCAAUUGCCAACACAUUGGAGAUCCAAUAAGACGCUCCCAGUGGCAUUCAAAGUUGUCGCUCUGGGCGAAGUCGUCGAUGGAACAUUGGUAACAGUACGAGCGGGUAACGAUGAAAACUGUUGCGCCGAACUAAGAAAUUCCACUACGUUGAUGAAAAACCAAGUCGCCAAAUUCAACGAUUUAAGGUUCGUCGGAAGAAGUGGUAGAGGCAAGAGCUUCAGCAUCACCAUCACGGUGUCGACGACGCCUCCCCAAGUGGCCACGUACACGAGAGCCAUCAAGGUGACCGUGGACGGACCGAGAGAGCCCCGAUCCAAAACGAGGCAGACUCACAUCCCGGGAUUGGCGCGAGUUCCCGCGCUACCCCGUGUUCCCGGCUUGACCCGAGGGACUUUCCCCGACGCGCCGAGCCCGUUCACUCCCUACCUUCGGGACUCGGAGCCGUACAGGAGGAAUAAGCAUCACGUCGGCAACAACGUCACCGCGAAUUCGGUUAGCGGUGCCUGCACCAACCCCAACAACACCGAUCCGACCGCAUCGCCCGCUUCGAGCGCCCACCUCGGCCCAAACAGCGGCUCCUCGGCUCAUCAAGAUUGCUACAAGCACAGCCCUCAGCACGGUGACACGGGUACGGCAGGGAGCGCGGAAUGGACUUAUCCGUCGGCGGCACCGUCUUAUCCGGCUCCUCCGGUAAGCAGCGGCGGCUCGUUCUCACCGAUCCCUGGAGGGGCGUUCUCGUAUCCAGGUGAAGCCCUUUCUCAUCACCCGACCACGGAGCCCGUGCCGUUGCCAACUGUUCUUCCGUCGGACACGAGCCAACAGGACACGUACACGCCCAACUGCGUGUCCAUGUACCCGAGCCACGGCGCCUCGUCGACCUCCUCGUUGCCCUUGGUCCCCGCGAAGUCGAGCGACCCGGACAUUUUCGCGGGGGGCGGGACGGGCAGCGGGAGCCCCGGCUAUCACUACGGCCCCUCGUGGACCUCGGGCCCGGCCACGCCUGUCCCGGUCGCCUCGCACAACUACAACCCCAACUACCAGGGCUACUACAACAACCCGAGCCAGAACUACAUCAGCCCGGCCCCGAUGGUCCUCUACCCCCAGCUGUACAGCACGGUGAACCAGAACCAGAUCCACCUGCACCUGCACGGAGACUUGAGCGAGGAGCAGGUGACCAUUGCCGGUAGCAAUCUGACCAUAAGCAGCAACAGGCUGGAGAUCGGCGUGAUGGGCGAGGAGAACGAGCAGAGGAACGACGUUUGGAGACCGUAUUGAGCCGAUCUCUGAUCUUUGCCAAGUGCGAUCUUUCAACAUCGGAUUAGAUCGCGCUGUAUAUGUGAUAUAUCGAGGAAGAAAGGUUUUGCGAGAGUUAGUUUCGAAGAUUUGUGGAAACGAUUAUUAUUCUUCUUCUUCUUCUUCUUCUUCUUCUUCUUGGUCACGAGUACGCGAGUGUUGCGAGUGUUAUAAGGAAUUCUAGUGGAGAGAAGGACUUUGGGAAAAGUUUGCGAACGAUUUGUGAUGGAUCCAGCGCGUGUGUAUCCUCCAAGUGGGAAGAUUAGUCAUGUAACGUUGUAAAUACAGAUAUUUUCCAUGAAAUAAAAUCUUGCUUGAACAGGUUCCUGAAUCCCCCCCUCCCCCUCUAGUUGAUAUCGGAUAUCGAAUUAAAGGCCUUGCUUUCGUUCUUCCGUUGUUCGAUAUUCGUUAGCUGGGGAAAAAUUGGACGAGAAAGGGGUUUGAAACUUUCCCCCGUUGAUUCGAGGAAAUCUUAUCCGACGGAAGGGAAGGGAAGGGAAGGGAAAAGCGAGUGGUUGUCUCUUUUUCUCUUUCGUACGGGGAGAACACGGAGGGGGAGGGCACGGAUAAUCCUUUUUUACGGUUGCUGCGAGCUCUAUUUAAUAUUUAAAGCGAUGCUGGAAAUGACGAACGAAUGGAUAGUUGCGGUCUACCCGCAUUCUCUCUCUCUCUUUCGACCCAGCCAGCUUCGCCCUCUUCGUCGCCCGCGUUUUUAUCUUCCUACGAAACAAAGCGAAAAUCUUUGUACCUCGAAUCGUUGUUUUUUUUCGUAUCAAGAUUUUUAAAAACGAUUUAUCGGAUCGAGAAUAAUUAUUCCUCGACGAAUCUACAGAAUCCUCUUCCCGAUUAGAAUUACAGACGAAACGGAUUCGAAAGCAAUUUUCCUCUUGUAAUUACCUGGAAAUCAUCAGUCUCGUCAUCGUCGGUUUAAACGCAGAGUUUCGAGUUUCCUUUUUUUUUCUCCCUUCUCUCUUCCUUUUUCCCUUUCGAAGAGGAUACAGGAGUAAAAACGGAGAGAGAAGAGAAUGGACUUUCACGAAAGGAACACACGAACGCAGCUCUUCCUGCGUUCGUCAUCCUCUGUCAGAGGCUGCACGCUUUCCACCAGGACUUGUCUCCGCUUCCUCCUCGCUGAUGUUUACUGCCUGUUGGAAUGGGACGGGAAUAAAAGCAUGGAAUAAGCCGAGGCGACCGUCGCUCGUAAGCUUCCCUCUUUACGAGGAUGACUCGACCGCAGACAAGACUCUCCCACCCUUUCCAAAGCCCGUUAAAACGCAAGAACUGAAAUGCACUUGGUCCCGUGCAGCGAAUCGUCGUCACCUUUGAUACCUCUCCGAGUUCGUUCGACGGAGGGACGGACCCUUCGAAGCGGCUCCGCUCUUCGUUCUCGAUUCUCUUCGUUCCUUUCUUUCGGGAUUCUCCUCUCCUUUGAGAAUUAGUUUUAGAGGGAUGUAAGGAGAUUCUUAAGAAAAGUAUGAGAGAUUCGUCGACUCGAAUGUUUGAAUUUUAAGGGAAUCUUAAGGUUCUUAUUCGCUCCUCGAUAAAAAUGUAUCGAGAUGUAGAUUUGAAUCGUAGUACAAUUUUAUUAACUCGAAAUAAUCGAACGUUUCACGCUCGUACAUCUCUUAAUUGUCUCUAAUUCGUGCUCGAGUUUACGCUGAUUAAAAAUUAAUACCUUUAUUAUUACCAUAUUACUUGUCCAUAUAUUUUCGUUCCGUUUACAUAUUUAUAUAUAUAUAUGUAUAUUUUCGGUUGAAUGGAUUGAAUAUUUUUUUUUUUAACUUUAUUUAUUUUUGUCUCGUGUGUUGCUUCAAAAAAAAAAAAAGGAAAAGAGAACAAAGAAGAAACGAAAGAAGACAGAAGAAGGGUCUACGUAGGCACGUUUUAUUAUCAAUUAGUAUACUCUCCGCAUUUUUUUUUCUUUCUUUCUUUUUUUUUUUUUUUUAAACGACUGCUCAACAAUUACUUA
This is a messenger RNA of Apis mellifera (honey bee), 4206 nucleotides long. Its product is annotated as protein lozenge. The transcript has 6 exons. The record is from RefSeq and is a predicted model, not a curated record. Gene Ontology annotation, molecular function: RNA polymerase II cis-regulatory region sequence-specific DNA binding; ATP binding; DNA-binding transcription factor activity, RNA polymerase II-specific. NCBI's taxonomy places the organism in Eukaryota, Metazoa, Arthropoda, Insecta, Hymenoptera, Apidae. Bases 666 to 2219 code for a protein of 517 amino acids. Gene Ontology annotation, biological process: regulation of DNA-templated transcription. Gene Ontology annotation, cellular component: nucleus.